Phymastichus coffea is the source of this 5995-nucleotide messenger RNA. RefSeq lists its product as uncharacterized. The transcript has 19 exons. NCBI's taxonomy places the organism in Eukaryota, Metazoa, Arthropoda, Insecta, Hymenoptera, Eulophidae. Gene Ontology annotation, biological process: double-strand break repair via homologous recombination; regulation of DNA-templated transcription. Bases 112 to 5766 code for a protein of 1884 amino acids. The record is from RefSeq and is a predicted model, not a curated record. Gene Ontology annotation, cellular component: nucleus.
ACGACUAAAUUUAUAGUCCAACAAUGCAGAUUUUUUUACCACUUUUAGGUACUCUUUCAUCAAUGAGUAUAAUAUGACGUUGAAUCUUCGAAUGAGUUAAACAACGGAACAAUGAGUGUAGCCAAUGCAGAUUAUGGCAAUUUGGAAAACAAUGAAAAUCUACUUAUCAAUGUUAAGUGGCAUAUCAACGACUUAAAAAACAACUCUGGAUCUCAGGAAAUAUUUUCAGACGAUGAUCGUGUAGAUGAUAUUUCAUGUAACUCUCCUAAAAUUUCUAUAAAGAAUGAUACUUUGAAUUCAUCAGUAAUUUCCAUGAGAACUCCUACAAUUUGUUUAAGAGCUAAUGAAAUAACUCCUGGACGAGCUGUAGUACCAAGAACUCCAGCUGGGCUUUUACCUUUUGUAAAAAAGACAAGUUUUUUGUGGACUAGUGACAUGGAGACACCUGAGAACAAAGUAAGGGAACAACCCAGAAUCUGUAAUAAAACUUGUAACUGUAUUAAUAGCAUAAGAUUUGACCAUUUUUCAAUACAAAACUUUAAAAUAAUUAAUAAAACACCUACCAGAUCCAAAACUCCACCUCAACAAAAUAUGGAAUUCAACCUAAAGAAUAUUACUUCUCCUAUUCUUGGAGGGAAGAGAAAACCAAAAAGAAAAGUGAAACGCAAAAUACUUAAUAAUCUCAACUUAGAUCUUGACAAUAAUAAUGAUCAACCAAACAAUAGCAGUAGAGAUAAAGUAGCUUCUCAGACUACUAGUUCAACAAAUAGUGAAUCUGCUUUUGAUAUUCAUAAAGAAGUUGACAAAUGUGCAAUGACAGAAAGCAAUAAUCUAAAUAACCUAGAUUGCAUGGAAAAUAAGUUAAUUGAGGAGGUGGUCAAUACAGCCAAAAAUAGUAAUACCUCUACUCAAGACUUCUUUUCUAAUGCUUCAUUCACUUCAAUUGAUAAAUUGUGUUCAAUUGCUAUUAAAGAAGAAACUAUAAAACCCACAUUAAAUUCAAAUCAGUCUCAAAAUAGCCCAAAACAAGUCAAUUUUGAAAAUAAAGAAAACAUAUCAAAAAGUGUAAGUAAUGAUGUUCUUGAAAGAGUGGCAGCUAUCAAAAAGAAUCAGAAACCAAUCAGGCGCUCAAUUGAUAUCAGUCACACUUUCAUACCCAAAGAAGUUUUUUCCAAGUCUGUUAUAGAACUUGAGCUUGCAGAUAAAACAUUCAGUCAAGAAAAAAAAUCUGUCUUAAAUAAAGCCAAACCUUUGGCAUUGAUACCUUUUUCAAAGUUAUCUUUGUUAGAAAAUAAUCUUGAAAAUCCAAGUUCAAGUACUAAAGACACUCAUAUAAAUUUAAUUAUAAAUGAUGUACCGGUAAAUGCUGUAAAUAAUAAGAAUGUAAAUAGUAGUGAACAGUCAAAGAAGGAACAAUGCAACACUUCAUUAGAUUGUAAUAUUGAAUAUAAUAUACGUAAAGAAACAAAAAAAUUUAGUGAACAAUCAGUAAUAGCUUGUAUUGAACAUGAUUUGCUUAACUCUGAUAGCAAAGUUAACCAAAGUACUGAUGGAUUUUUAAUAGCAAAAGAUAUACCUGUAAAUCAAGAAAAGCUUUUUAGUUAUACAAAAAUUAAUCAGGAAAUGGAAAAAGAAUUACUUGAUGAGGUUAAUUUUAAACAAAAGAAAGAACAGUCAGAAAAAUUAUUAAUAAAUUUUGGAAGAAGGGAAUUGGUGGAAGAUAACAAAACGGAAAAGUUACAACUUUUUCAAGAUCGAGAUCUUGAAGAAUUUUUUGAAACAAAACUGUCGACUUUAAGUACAUUAAGUGCAAGCGAUGGUUUUGCAACGGCUCGUGGAGAAGGUAUUUCAAUUAGUAAAGAAAAAGAAUACCUUUACAUGAAAAUAUAUAACGAACUGAGCGAUGAUACUGACUUUAGUAUUAUCGAAAAAUCAAAUGGUAAGAAACCCGUCGUCAAUCAACCAUCAAAAACUAGCACUACCAAGAAAACAAAAAUUUCAAGUUCAAGAGCUUUCACAGAUGGAUUUGCUACAGCUCGUGGUGGAGAAAUUGCUGUGAGUAAUGAAAAAGAAGAACAGUAUUUACAAAUUUAUAAUGAAUUAAAUGAUAUAGAUGAAAAUAGUUUACUCAACAUAAAAACAAAUAAGCAGCAUAAAGUAGGGUUGACUUCAAAACCUAAUGAUAAAGUUAUGUUAACAUUUAAUGCAAAAAAAUUCAUUAUACCGGAUAUAAACAGUAUUAAACAGAAUGUUGUAAAUCCUCUAAACGAUGAUUUUUGCACUGCCAGGGGAAUUGAUAUUCCUAUAAAUAAUGAUAAAGAGAGUUACUAUUUGAACAUCUAUAAUGAGUUGAGUGAUGAGAUUCCUAAUGAGUCAGUGAAAAGUAAAUUACGAGAACCACCGUUUAUAGCAUCGAAGCCUAUAAAAACAGAUGCAGUAGUUAUAAAGAAAGAAAAUCAGAAUGUCGAUGAAGAAUUUGAAGAAAUCGGUGAUUUGGCUGAAUUCUUUUCACCGCCACAACAAGCCGGUAUUCCUGACAGUAUUCAUGUAGAUAACAAUUUCAUCGUGCCAAAUUUUUCAAAUAUUCUUAAACCAAUGAGUACCACAACUGCUCCACUAAAGAUCAUUAAAAAAGAAGUACUAGAUCACGAAACAGUCAUCAAUAACGAUCAAACUUUACUAACUACAGACAAAGUGACUAAAAAUGUAAUAAGCUUAUUGAAACGAAAAUUAGACUGUGACGAUAAGCGAACAGGUAGAUAUAGAUCUUUUGGUGGUUUUCCGGUAACUGGUGAAAAUGUCACCGGAGCGAAAUUAAACAAAUCGGACCAUGACAAUGAAUCAUCCGUCAAUCAACCUCUGCAAAAGGGUCUAUCUGUCAGUGAGUUCUUCGAUUCGCAUUCAGACUCCUGGUUAUCUAAAGUUGAUAUUAGUUAUUUAAAUAGUAGUAAAAUUAAUUCGUCUAAUGUGAGAAAACAGAAGAAAAAUGAUAUCACUACGGUAAGUUGUUCGAAACUCAAUUUUUCUGAAAGUUGUUUUGGAUUUUCUGAUCAAGAAUACAUAAAAAGCAGUCGGCUAUUUGGUACUUUUGAAACAUUUUUAAGAAAUAAGUGCAAGAAGCAUAAUGAUAUAGCUUUAGACAUUAAAGCAGGUCAGUCAAUUACAAUUACAAAUCUAACUACAACGGAUCGUCGUUUGUUUUUGCAAUACGGAAAGGAAAUAAAUGUAAAAAAGUGUGGAAAAGAAUCGAAUUAUGAACUAAUUGAAAACGUAUCCGAGAAAACUGAGUACAGAACAGUGGAAACAAACAUUCCUUUUAUUGAAAUAGGUAAACGUAAACAUGCGGAUACUGACAGUGAUACGCCUUUGACUUCUGUAAAAAAACCAAGGGUUGGAAGUGAACUUCAAGGUCGUAAGCUAUUCUCUGAUGAGGAUGAGAAUGAUGAUGAUGAAAAGUAUAGAAAAAUAAUACGAGGAGAAAAUGAUACUCAACCUGUACAAUCCAUGGAAAUUCAAAGACUAGACAUCGAUAUAAAAGAGGAAGAAAUAGAUCUAUCAGAGGAGCGGAUACGUGCAAUUUUACAACAGGAAAAAAUAAUAAGAAACAAGAAGAGAAUUAAAAUAAAACCUACUGUAGGCAAGUUAUUGCAUGAGCGAUUAACAAAUAGUAAAAUCCGAACGUCAUGGAGUCAGUUAGUAGGUAGCUCAGUACCUAUGCCUCUUAGUGAUGAGCAGAUAAAGCAAACUCAUCUCGAUACAAAAAUACUUGAAGUAACAGCUUCUAAUGCAACCUGCUAUACGUUCUUGUCGUCAAACGUUACUGGGAAAAAGAAUAUUGUAAGUUUAGACCUAGGUGACGGUGCUUUGUUAAUCUUUAAUAAAAAUGGCCAAGCGGGUGUAUCUGAGUUCUCGCAAGCAUUUCUCGCAAUGCCAGGCGUUGAUCCAAAACUUUUACCGGAGGGCUGGAUUGAAAAUCAUUACAAAUGGAUUGUGUGGAAACUAGCUGCAUUAGAUCGGAUGCGAUUUGGUUAUAUUCAGUUAUCAAAGAAUUUAACCCCUCACCGUAUAAUGAACGAAUUGAAAUACCGCUACGACCGAGAAAUUGAUCAAGCUCAAAGGCCAGCUUUAAGAAGGAUAUUGGAGAAAGAUGAUGUAUCUACGCGACGUAUGGUUUUAUGCAUUUCUUCCAUCAAAGAGUCUAUCGUUGUAGAAGAAACGAGCAAAGAAGUUAUAACUAAGCUAGGAUUGUCUCGAUGGAAAGUAGAAGCUACUGAUGGUUGGUAUGAUAUUCCGCUGACUGUAGAUUCGGCGAUGGCUAAUUAUAUCUCGACUGGUAAGAUCAAGGAAGGCACUAAGAUCAUCACUUACGGCGCUGAGCUAAUGGAAUGCGAGAGAGGAUUUUUUCCUCUCGAGAAACCGCCAAAUGUGAGUCUGAAAAUACAUACGAACUGUACGCGACGAGCCAAGUGGGAUGUGAAGCUAGGUUAUCAAAAAAUUUCACGACCAAUACCUGUGAAAUUAAGGGAUAUUAUUUCAGCUGGUGGAAUGAUUGGAGAAAUUACGGCUGCAGCUGCAAGAGUCUAUCCGAUUCUGUACAGAGAAAAAACUGUAGAUGGAAAGUCGAUAUACCGAAACGCGAGGUGCGAAGAAAAAGUGGCAAUAGCCCACGAGCGAGCAGUGGAAAGAAAGGUCGACGCAAUGUAUGCCGAAGCCCAAAAAAAUUUCCACUCCAAAAAGAAAUUAGAAUCCGACGAUGAUUCAGAUACAUCUCAAAUUCAAAUAUCGCAAAAAUUCAAUCACUAUGAGCGAAAGCAAGAAGAGUUCAAGCGUAAGCUUGAAUCACAAGUACGUCAUGGUUUGCCGCCGCGACGUGACGUCACAACUGUGUUAAAAAUUCGGCUUGUCGAUGAUUGUACAACGGUUAUCCUGUCGAUAUGGGGUGCCGGCGAAGAAUCCGACUGCGAUAUCAGAGAAGGCGAUACUAUUAGUAUUUAUAACGCUUUCACGUCGGGACACCGGGGCGGUGACCUCCACCUUACAGCCAGCAGGAUUACACAUAUCAAGACCGAACCUUUGUUGAAGUUACCGUAUCCAAAUCGUAUUUGCACUUUUAUUCCUGAUAUCGGAGUUGCUGGUUUCGAGCCAAAAUUCGGAGAGUUCGACACUGUUGGAGUAGUCGUAUCAUCGGGAUCUGCUCCAUAUGGAAUGAAAAAUUUCGAAAUGGUCAAUAUUGCAUAUCCAAAACCAAACGACAGUGGUUCAUCGUAUUUAUCAGUACUAUUCUGGAAUGGUAUUUCCUCGUUUGGCUAUCAAGGUAUGUUUGCACCUGGUUCUUUUGUCGCCUGCAGUAAUCUCGAGUGGCGUCGCAAUCUGUGGAGUAUUGCUGUGGCUUACUGUUCGGAUAAAAGUGUGUUCACCGGUAAUCCUCGCCAAGCACAUUUAAUGAAAGCACUUCGCAGUCUUAAAUCUCUCAUACAAAACCCCAUAUCUUACGCGGAAAGUUGUGUUGACGAAGUAACUACGGAAUUAGCGAAGAAACCUCAGCCUCGUUCGGCUCAAGGUACACCAACAUCAUGGCCUAUCGACCGAAGUGUUUCAUUCGCCAGUCCCGCUGACCACUGUAGUCCCGGCAAUAUUUCACUUCAAAAGCGUUUAGAUAAAUUAUCGCGAUAUGGUUCAUCGCCAGAAAUUUCGCCGAUCGUACUAAACACUAGCUCUGCUAGAGUAAAGAAAGAUUACACACCCGUCACUCGUCGUAAAACCUGAAAUGUUAAUUGUUUUUACAGCUAAAGUCUAAGAGUUAUGUAUAUUAUAGUCAAUAUUGAGAAGUAAUUACGUUCUGAUUGCUAUCAUACAAGGGUUACGAGUCUGAGAUAAUCAUGUUUAUUCUUUUAUUAGUCAUAAAUACGUGUUAUUUAUUAAUUUUACCAAGUUUAUAAUUGGCUAUUGUUUUUUUUUUGUCAAAUGGUUUGAUUGAAGAAUCAUACUAUUUAAU